Molecule: messenger RNA, 1043 nt
Organism: Desarmillaria tabescens
Lineage: Eukaryota; Fungi; Basidiomycota; Agaricomycetes; Agaricales; Physalacriaceae
Exons: 4
Coding region: 182-898 (238 amino acids)
Source: RefSeq, a predicted model, not a curated record
ACGACUAGUCUGCAACUGCAGCCAAGGCGUCUUCAGCCCUUCCUGUCAAAUCUCUCAAUAUACUAUGUUCUAUGGCGGAUACUAGUCCCAGCUCCCACGGAACGUUGUCCGCAUGCCGUGGUAUUUAAUGUAACACAAGUACGCCGUCUAGCACCCAGCAACUCUCAGCACGCUAUCGGCCAUGAAUCUCCUGCUCGCGUUCAAGGCCUUGAUCGUCUCCCUGGCCUUCAUGCCCGCCCUUGGUGCAUAUGUAAGGCAGCUUUCCACCGUUAUUGAAGCAACUUCGUCGACCAGCGUUGAUCAGUCUCCGUCCACUUCCGUAGUAUUUCCACAGACUACUGCGACCACCAUUACCACGUCGAUGACAACUGUUUCCCCGACGAUUAUAUCCGUGUCGGAACGGAGUACCUCUACGACUAUUGUGUCCGAAUCUAUUGGCUGCGGCACGCUAUCAUCGUCCAUUAACUCUGUGUCCUCGUCGUUCGCUUUUGGCACUACUACUUCUACUUCCUUGGGCAUAAUCAUGACUGUGGUCUCCUCAUCCGUCGGUGGUUGCCCGACUACUUCCGUAUCUCACGUUACCGUUUCUACCGCCACUGUUUCAUUCUCGACCAGUACCAACGGCGGUACCACCACCUGCAUCAGCACCACAGUCCCGGUCACUAGUACAACUGCUAUUCCUGUCUUGUGUAGCGGUUAUGGUGCUACGGUCCCCGCGUCUUGCGUCGCCACCGGAAGUGCUCAUAGCACCACUGCUACUACCGUCUCUAGCACCCAAGGCACUAGCACCGCAGCCGCGGCACUCUCGGGGGCAGCCAAUGCUGCUCUGAAGUCGUCGAAUGUGAAUCAGUUGGUGUCGGGCCUCGUCGUUAUUCUUAUUGGUGCGAUGGUGCUUUAAGGGACCGAACGUAGCUACAGUCUUCAUCCUUACAAUACCCCAUGAAAUUUCGACCCUUUCCUUUCAUACAGUUUACCAGAAUUAUCAUUUCAAAAUGUUACUCAAGCAGCGGUCUCACGCGUGGAAAAUCUCCCAUCCGAUGCAC